AUGGGAGCUCAUCAGCUCAGCACGACGCCCAACGGUUCAGCGGAAGUGGACAGCGGCCAAGAAGAUGCAGGCGGAGAUGACGUCACGGAGGAGACUGACAGUCGGAAGAAAAAGCACCGGCGCAACCGCACGACCUUCACCACCUACCAGCUGCACGAACUGGAGCGAGCAUUCGAGAAAUCGCACUACCCGGACGUGUACAGCCGUGAAGAGCUGGCCUUGAAGAUCAAUUUGCCGGAAGUAAGAGUGCAGGUAUGGUUCCAGAAUAGGCGAGCAAAGUGGCGACGUCACGAGAAAGUGGAAUGCGCCAAGCUUACUGAAAAUCUUCCUAUUCCCUCGACGCCCACCACAGGACAGUAUGUUCCGUCACUUCCGCUUGACCCCUGGCUGACCCCGCCGAUCAGUGCAGGUCAUUCAGCCUUUCCUCCGUCUGUCACACUGCAGUCUAUCGUCGGGCCCGUUCUGACCACACAAGCUGUGACGUCAUAUCCGGAUUUCUUGGCCUCGUCAGUCAACAUGGCGUCAGCACCGCUUACUUCCGGUCUCAGCUCCCUGGCGGGAGUCUUUAACCCGACACUCAUCAAACAACAGGUUGACGGCAUUUGCAGCAAUAAGUCCUCAAGCAUCGCAUCACUUAGAGUGAAGGCCAAAGAGCAUUUGGAAAAAUUCUCAUCCAGUGCCGUUUGACGCUAGGCCAUUGGCUUUGCAAGUAUGAAAGUGGUCGGACAUUUCGAUCACAUAAACAGAACUAAAAAAAAAACCAGUUUGAUAUUUACAUAAAACAAAGCAAUCAAGGUAACCAAUUGUCUAAAUAGUUUUUAGUUCACCUAAUUUUAAUUCAGCCUCAACAUGCUGACAGUUGCUGAAAGGUUUAGGAGGAAUGAGUAUGAUACAGGUAACUCGACAGUUGGUAGGACUAAAAUCUUUGAAUCAUAAUUAAGUAUUUAGCAUUUCUGAGUGCUAAUGUGCCCCAAUUACUGUGUCAAUUAAUUUAGCGACCCCUAGAAAAAUUGAAUCUUUUUAAAUGCGAAAUUUAUGUCAAAGCUAAAAAAAUUCUUCAACAAUAGAAAUCAGUCCUUUCAUGCUUCCAUACAUUUGAGAAUUCCUUUAGUCGUCCCAUCAAAUGUGCUUAGUUACAUAUUUAGUGCUUUGUGCCAAGAAUGUGUGUAACUGUUCAUUGAUGUGCAUAAUAUUUGGUUUAAUUAGGCACCACUUGUUAUAAAUAAAGUUAUAUCAAAAACCUCCAGGUCAUCUUUACGACCAACAUCGUACUGUCCUAAACAUUUACAAGCAUAACAGUCUUUUCUGAAUACUGUUAUUAAUUUCGUUUAU
Molecule: messenger RNA, 1332 nt
Organism: Pomacea canaliculata
Lineage: Eukaryota; Metazoa; Mollusca; Gastropoda; Architaenioglossa; Ampullariidae
Product: retinal homeobox protein Rx2-like
Exons: 3
Coding region: 1-687 (228 amino acids)
Biological process (GO): positive regulation of transcription by RNA polymerase II
Molecular function (GO): RNA polymerase II cis-regulatory region sequence-specific DNA binding; DNA-binding transcription factor activity, RNA polymerase II-specific
Source: RefSeq, a predicted model, not a curated record